Molecule: messenger RNA, 1330 nt
Organism: Porites lobata
Lineage: Eukaryota; Metazoa; Cnidaria; Anthozoa; Scleractinia; Poritidae
Source: the annotation of a GenBank genome assembly
AUGGCUCCGAUCUGCAUAAAGAGAGACUUGUCACAUGAUGGUGUGUGAUGUGGGAGGGGGGGGUGGGGGUGGGGUUUGGGCGAUCAUGACCAAAUGAUAUAAACAAAAAACCAAAUAGCUUCAUCAAAAAAAAAUUCAAAAUCAACUCAAAUAAAAAAGUCGAUAAAGGAACUACACUUGCUUGAUCAUUACUGAUUACUUAUCUGACUGCCGCUGGUGAUUAGCAAUGCAAUACGGGGUUGUUUUUAAAUGAUCUGUUUUAAAGUUUUUGUACCACGUUGUUUUUCAUCCCACAAAACUUGAACGAAUCAGUUUAUCGAAACUACAAAUAAAGUAGUUGAGGGGGGGGGGGGUUGUUCUGACGCGAUUAUAACCAGAGGGUACAAUACAAAUAAGCUAAAUAGGUUGGUCACGCAAGGUCAGAACCGUGUGGUCAAGCCGGGUUGCUAAGCAGCGCGCGAAAAUUUGUUUGUUGAUCAUAUUCAGCUCUGCAACAGCUUGCCGUGCUUCGGAAUGCAUAUAUACUCACUCAGGAUAUUCAGAAUUGUUCUAGUCUAGUGAAAGAUCGUCCACCGGCGAUAAAGAAAUUCAGGACAUGAGACUAAAAAGAUCUAAACAGUAAGAUGAUAUUAACUUAGUCAGACAUCCUUGCUUAUAUUUCCAGCUAGUGAGAUGAAACAAACCAAGUGCCGCGUGUCUUCACGUCCAAUUCACGUGUGUGCGUCCGAAGUAAUACAUUUCGUGUAAUGAGUUUCUGUUUUCCUUGUAGAAAAAAGACAUCUCUUGCUACAUCGAGAACUCUCCUGAAAGAAUUAGAUCCAGUACUUCAGGUAAAGCUAUAUCAAAGAAAGCAUCUUAGUCAUUUAAUUCCUGGGGGUACCCUAAAAAAAUUCUUACGGGAGGCUCUGCGCGAAGGUCCAUCCCUUCCUUUUAUAUGCCAUUAUCGACUGCAAGGGUACCCCUUUUGUAUACCAGAAUCCUGUUUUUAAUGAUGCCUAUUUUUGUCAUAUAUUAGGACAUAAUCAUCAAGAACAAAUUUUACUCGACCAGCCGUGGUGAUUUAGCAGAUUUAUCCUUCCCGAAAAUUUUGCCUACCGAGGUCCAAACACUUCACUACAAACUUCCACAAGAUGUUACUGACGUCAGCGCCGUGUCAAGCAUUCCUUCUAGAUCCGUUUGUGUGGUUAUGCUGGAUACCCUGAUAGAUGGAAAGUACCAAGCAGUCUCCUGUUCUCUGGGUACUUAUACCAAUUCCUCGUUGGAUACUCUGCUGAACGUCCAUUCGCUGAGGGACAUUUCCCAACAAGUGAAUCAGGGGAAACCUGGCUAA